Messenger RNA from Pseudogymnoascus verrucosus, 2190 nucleotides. RefSeq lists its product as uncharacterized. The record is from RefSeq and is a predicted model, not a curated record. Gene Ontology annotation, molecular function: carbohydrate:proton symporter activity. Gene Ontology annotation, biological process: carbohydrate transport; transmembrane transport. Bases 484 to 2058 code for a protein of 524 amino acids. The transcript is spliced from 5 exons. Lineage: Eukaryota; Fungi; Ascomycota; Leotiomycetes; Thelebolales; Thelebolaceae. Gene Ontology annotation, cellular component: membrane.
UCGGCAAACUCGGAGGAAAAGGCCCUAUUCUGAUUAGUACGGGAUAGGCGUGUUUCUCCCAAUCCCAUCCUGGAGCUACCCUUGCGCGUCCUGUGUGAUUUCUCGUUCGCGGAAUCUCGGACUGUGACAGCAAUCCCACUUGUCCCACAGAUAAUUCAAAGUAAGGGACUCCCCGACUUGCGGGGAAGCAACAGCCACCUAUAGAGUAGGGCCGAAAGCUGCUCGAGUAUGCGGGGUGCGGGGAAUAAAGGGGGACAAACGGCCCGCAAUUGACAGAUCAACGCACUUGACAGCUCUGUGCUACCCUCGUGGGCAUCUUUUUUGCCGAAGCACGUAUUGGAUUUCUGCAGAGUAUAUAACCACAACGUGGGUCACCGAUAUUCCAGAACCAGAUCAACAGACCGACGAUCGAUCUUCUCUCGUCUGCUGUCGCCAAGACCUGAACAAGGCAACACGCCUCGCAGCGCCUGUGCUACCGACAACAUGGCCGAAGAAAUCAACGAGAAAUCUGCGACGCAGGUCACCGAGGACAAGGCAAUUCCCAGCGACUGGAAUCUUCGCGAUGUGCUUCCUAAAGACUCCCCGCCGUGGUACAAGCAACGACAUCUCAUACUUCUCAACCUGGCCAUGAUAAUCCCCGCCCUCUCGAGUACAACUAAUGGUUACGAUGGUUCUAUGUUAAACGGUUUACAAUCAAUGGACCAAUGGCAGAAUUACUUCGGCUCUCCCACAGGAACCCGGCUAGGUUCCCUCGCAAACGGCACCAUCUUCGGACAAAUUCUCGCCUUCCCAGUUGUGCCGUGGCUAUGUGAUCACACAGGGAGACGGUUCCCAAUCUUUUUGGGCUCUGCACUGCUUGUCUUUGGUGCCAUUCUCCAGGGGGCGGCUCAGAACUACGGAAUGUUCCUCGCUUCACGAAUGAUAAUCGGUUUUGGAGGUCUAAUCGCCGUGGAACCGUCUCCUUUGCUCAUCAGUGAGCUGGCUUACCCAACGCACCGCCCAGUUAUAACGGCAUAUUACAACAACCUCUGGUAUCUAGGCGCGAUAGUGGCAGCGUGGGUCACGUACGGAACAUAUUGGAUGGGGCAUAACAACUCGUGGGCGUGGCGAAUCCCCUCAAUACUCCAAGGAUUCAUGCCACUUAUCCAAGUUCUCUUCGUUUACCUACUUCCCGAGUCUCCGAGAUACCUAAUUCUGAAGGGAAAACAUGACGAGGCACGAAAAGUCCUUGUGAAAUACCACGCCGGUGGAGACGAGGCCUCGCCUCUUGUGGAGUUUGAGAUGAAAGAAAUCACGCUACAGAUUGAGGAGUCAAAGAACAUAUCUGGAACAGGCUAUUUGGAAUUCUGGAGGACUAAGGGCAACAGGCACCGCCUGUUCCUCAUCUGUAUCGUGCCUGUGAUGAUGCAGUUAAGCGGAAACGGGCUCGUCUCUUACUAUCUCCAUUUGAUUCUUGAUUCGAUUGGAUACACCUCUGCACCAGCGCAGCUCCGUAUCAACGGUGGGCUCAUGGUUUACAACUUCGGCAUCUCCAUCAUACUAGCAUCAUUUGUGGAGAUAGCGGGACGACGCCGUUUGUUCCUAAUCUCCACUGUCGGUAUGCUAGGGUCUUUCAUUAUCUGGACGGUGCUUUCAGCAAUCAAUGAGCAACGUGGCUUCGCAGACACUUCUCUCGGCAGCGGCGUUAUCUCAAUGAUCUUCUUCUUCUACCUCUUCUACAACAUGGGGUUGAAUGGCCCGCCUUGGUUAUAUGUCUGCGAAAUCCUCCCAACGCACCUCCGGGCUAAAGGGGUUAAUAUCAUGCAAAUCGCAGCAACUUGCGUGCUGAUCUUUAACGGCUACGCAAAUCCCGUGGCCAUGGAGGCUAUUUCCUGGAGAUACUACAUCGUAUACAUCUGUGUCCUUGCUGUGGAAGUAGUCCUCGUCUUUUUCUUUUUCCCUGAAACCAAGGGGAAGACCCUUGAGGAGGUGGCGUUUAUAUUCGAUGGUGAUACAGCAUUUGGGAAUAAUCACAGCAGCGAUGUGAUUGUCGGCAGGGACAAGGAAGCUGAUGUAUGAUGGCUUGUGCUUGCUUGGUGGGAAACCAAAGUCGAUCUUGAGUGGAAUGGGGUUCUGGGAAUAUCUCCGUCUCCUUAUUUUAAUAGCUGUUUCAAGUGCUCAUUAUUAGCUUAAUUAAUCCCUAUGAAACAU